Xylona heveae TC161 is the source of this 1584-nucleotide messenger RNA. RefSeq lists its product as hypothetical. The coding region runs from base 1 to 1584 and encodes 527 amino acids. The record is from RefSeq and is a predicted model, not a curated record. The transcript has a single exon. Lineage: Eukaryota; Fungi; Ascomycota; Xylonomycetes; Xylonales; Xylonaceae.
AUGCCUUUCACAUUCGAGACUCCCGCUGCUCCUCCUGGUGCCUUCCCAGCAGAUGUCCAUGUAGAGGAUCCCUUAACUGGGGUCGCAUACUCCCACAUUGAGUAUGCCGUCAUGGAAGCAGCGCCUGCUCGAUUGAAAGAACUUUCCAAAACUGAGGCCAUUAAGGAUUCUUCCGAGCCACCGCCGAGCCACUGUUCUGGUGGUCAACAUCAUCAGCAAGUCUAUCCUCACGGGCAGGUUGGCGGUUGUGCUCCCUCAAUCACCGUUUCGCCCGUUGACAGUGGUAGGGCCCCACGCCGGCCUUUACGCUGUGCACAGCCACUGUUAGAUGACAACUUGUUGUCCUCACCGGAGCCUUUGCCGCAAUACACGCCAUCGAGCCUAUCUCCGGUGACAUCCCCAUCUUCUUCCCGGGAAUGUGCUUUGGCUCCUGACGCACCGCCUCCAGAUUACUUCAACGCAAAGUCUCAAUUUCAGAGACCUACCCGUGUUCUGCGCACCCCUGAGAAAUCGGUCUUGGUCAACUCAGAUGGAGCGCCCAAAGUAGCCGGAACAGAUGAUGUGCACGCGAGGAAAGGCAAAAGCCGGCCCGCCGAACCCGCUCAACGGAUUUGGCCAGGAGUAUGGCCAGCUCCCAAGUCUGUCAAUCCGUGUCUACAUCCAUAUGCGAGAACAGCAGAUGACUUUGCAAGGGAGAUAAUGACUGAUUUUCUUGCCCGUUAUCGGAAUUGGAAUUUGCCCAAAUCUCGUGCAGCGCUGGAGGGACUCUAUACGAUUGUUCGUGAGCAAGAGCAGCGAAGACUCGACUAUGAACGGCAAAGACACGAAUACGAACGUACGCAGGCCACGCUACAACUGCAAGAAGAGGCCAUUGUUGCAGCCCAUACCACGGAAACUGUGCCCAAACGUUGGGGGCCAGCAUUUCCAUAUUACAAUAAUAUAUCUUGCCGGAGCCCCCUCAGUAGAGUCUCUUCGGAUUCAUCGCUCGCAUAUGAUUUCGAAGAACGGUGCGGCCUAAUGUCAACAUCGAGGCGUGAGCCGGUAGCUGGUCCUAGAGCCAAACGUGGACUUGGACCGGUGUCUGAGUCUAACGCUGAAUCUGAACCCACUGCAAUAGAAAGACUGUCUGCUCGAGAUCUGGACGUAAUGACCUCCGGCACUUAUUUUACUGGUCCUCGUCCGUAUUUUAGCGCCAAUUCUAAUAACGAGCGGACUGAGAAUAGUCCUUGCCUGUCUCGUCAUUCUUCUUCGUCCAGUCGUAGUGUUCGAUCCGAUGAGACAGUUCGAUCUCUCUUUGGGCCCUUCUCAGGGAAGAUUGUAUCGUCACUUAGUAAGAAGCAAGGUGAAAAUAUUACUGAGACUGAGGAAAAAGUGAAGGGCAAGAGCAAGGCAGACAUGCAUGCCAAUACGCCUUUUCAGAUUCAUGAAGAGGAGCUCGUAGAUGAAAGCUGCUUUGAGAUUAUUGACCACCUCAGUGAUAUGGAGGAACAAGAAGCCGAGGAGUAUUUGAAAAAGAUAAGAUCAGGAUCCAAGCACGGUGAUACCCUUUCCACGACGUUGCAGAGUGAGAGACGGCCGGCUUGA